AUGUUACCAAUACAAGCAAACAUAGUAGCACAUCUGUCGUUAGAAUUGAGAAUGGAUCCGGACGAAAAUUCGGAUUCAAGAUCUAGAGAUAAUUCCUUUACAAACAUAAGACGAACAGUUUCUCUUACGAGAUCGCGGAGGAAUACUCAAAGUGGUGGUGAAGGUCAUUCUCAAACUUCUUCCUCUCAGAGGCCAAAUCUAGCAGAAAUAGUUAUAACUAGAACUGAAUCAGAGCCCAUGAUUCACGAUUCAACUCCCAAGUCUACAGUGGUGAGCUCAGAUUCAUCUUUACAGCAACCGACAUCCAUUCAACAACCAGUUGUGCAACGAGCUGAUAACACAAACGAGCUGGAUCAGGCUCAAUUUUUCCAGCAGCAUGCCGAAGAUGUGUUUGAUGCGAUGUAUAAGUUGUUUAUGGGACAAGUUGAAAAAAUAAAACGUAAGAUAUAG
This is a messenger RNA of Acaulospora colombiana, 450 nucleotides long. NCBI's taxonomy places the organism in Eukaryota, Fungi, Glomeromycota, Glomeromycetes, Diversisporales, Acaulosporaceae. The record is from the annotation of a GenBank genome assembly.